CGCAAAUUUCGCAAUACAAGUAUUGAAAUUAAGAAAUUUAAGCUCUUUCACCCUACUCUUGAUAUUUUAUUACAUAAAGGAGAAAAUUUUAUAGUACAGUAUAUAAGAAAAAUCUUUGAGGUAUAUAUUCUGUACUUAUCCUUCUCCAUAUCCUUUAUCCUACGUACAAAAUAAAAUAGUAGCCUCUUGAAAAUAGUAUAGGUUUAAAACUGUUCAUUUUUUCAACAUUCAGCCAUGGCCAACAAAAUAAUAAUUUGCUGCAAAAAACUUAUUUAAAGAUGCAUUUAGAAACUCAGCAAUUUAUUUUUGAGUCGGCGGAUUUUGUCUCGCUACCAACGAUUUAACCUUAGAAACAUUAGAAACAGUGCGUACCUUUUUCAUGUAUUUUGUUUGGCGUCUUCUUCCCAUUUAGAAGUAAUGAUUGACGGUUGUUCCCAUUCUGAUAAUGUUAACCAUAAUGUUGCCCAUUUUGCAUGCACAAACUUUAAUACCAUGCAUUUCACAACAUUUUUGAGUUAUGGACAAAUAUUUAGCUUUAGAAGUUACAAAAACAUAUUCUCCAAUCCCUAGCUUGUUUCUAUGCGAUAAGAAGAAUAAAAAAAAAAAAAAAAAAAAAAAAAGAUAGUUCUCAUUUCAUAUAAUAAGCUGUUGCCAGGAAUUUUAAUUACAAAGCAUUCUCUUUUGUUUUUCUUUAUCGAAAUCGUUGUAAAAAUGUGUAAACACUGUCUCUUACACAUUUACACUGUCUGCAAUUUCUAUAAUCAGCUUGAUUUAUCAAAAACUUUGAUUUAUCGAAAGGUAGAAUAAUAGAACUCUGUUUUAAUGGGAAUGAUUUUCUUUCUUUCCUCCCACUCCUUUGUUUUUAGGAAUCAAUUAGGCAAAAAGAACUAACGCGAUUUUGCCUACGUCAGAAAGAAGACUUGCAGAGUUCUUCGGUCGCACUCUUCGUUGGAAACUUGCCACCGAAUAUGUCCGAGAAACAGUACGAAAUGCUGCUGCUUGAAAUGCUGGGGAAACCGUACAAAUUCCGAGAUCUUGGUCCUAUCUAUUAUGAAUAUGGAUCUCUGAUCAUCACUUACGAUAAUGCGGACAUCGCAGUCAAGUGUUUUUAUAUGUUGCGCGAGACGAUUUAUGAUGACAAGAAUCUUCUAGUCCUUCUCCUGCCAAAUCUCCUGCCCGAUAUGGUGCCCCGAGGAAUCAGGCCCCUCCUAGUUUUUGUGAACGUGAAGAGCGGAGGAUGCCAAGGGAUGGAACUAAUAUCCUCUUUCAGAAGACUACUUAAUCCAUACCAGGUUUAUGACCUCGAAAAUGGUGGACCCUUACCGGGGUUAUACGUAUUCCGUCACAUACGAGACUAUAAGAUCUUGGUUUGUGGUGGCGACGGCACUGUGGGUUGGGUGCUACAGUGCCUAGACAAUGUAGGCCAGGAUUCCGAAUGUCAGUCUCCUCCUUGUGCCAUUUUACCUCUAGGAACGGGAAACGACCUAGCUCGAGUGCUGAGGUGGGGGCCAGGUUAUACUGGAGGGGAGGAACCUUUAACAAUUUUAAAAGACGUCAUCGAUGCCGAAGAGAUAAGACUGGACAGGUGGACGGUUGUGUUCCAUGUGGAUGAGAAAGGAGACGACAAAUCCGGACCCAACACAUCUAGUUCUGAAGACAACACCGCAAUCUUUGUGAUGAACAAUUAUUUCGGUAUUGGAAUCGACGCAUCUCUGUGUUUGGAUUUUCACAACGCAAGAGAAGAAAAUCCCAACAAAUUUAACAGCAGGUUUCACAAUAAAGGCGUUUACGUAAAAAUGGGUUUACGGAAGAUGGUGAGUCGUCGCACAUGGAGGGAUUUCCACAAGGAAGUUCGAUUGGAGGUGGAUAACAAAGUCAUAGACCUACCUCCUGUGGAGGGCAUUAUAAUUCUCAAUAUUCUCAGCUGGGGCUCUGGUGCAAAUCCUUGGGGUCCCGAAAAAGAAGAUCAAUUCGCAAAGCCUACUCACUAUGACGGAAUGUUAGAAGUCGUUGGCGUUACAGGCGUCGUCCACAUGGGACAAAUUCAAAGUGGUCUGAGAAGCGCCAUUCGUAUCGCACAAGGAGGACAUUUACGCAUCAAACUUCAUACAGAAAUGCCCGUCCAAGUAGACGGUGAACCUUGGAUUCAAAGUUCAGGUGAAGUCGUCGUCCUCAGAUCCGCACUCAAGGCUACCAUGUUAAAGAAGAGCAAGGGGAAAAUGAAGAGACGGAAUACAGAACCCAGCAUGGUAGUGUCACCGAUGGAAAUAAGUCAAGAUGUGCCAAGUAGUUCUGGACCAUUUUAAGACAGGAAAACACAAAAGUAGAAAAUUUAACAAAACACAAAAACACUACUUGGUGUGUAGGCCACAAAAUAUGAAUUAAUGGUUAUAUGUUGCUGAAAUUUAUAAAUGGUUUUGUAAGUGCUUACGGGAUAUGCAAUCUAUUUAGAAAAUUGUAGAAAAUAUAGAUAAGCAAAUAUAUGUUUCCCUUGUUAAAAUAAGCAAAUUGUGCAGAAAAUGAAUUGCUAUAUUAAAGUAUUUACUGCAUAUAUGUUUAAUGCAGAAAACAGACAGAUGUCCGAGAAGGAAAACUAAGGUUGUUUCCACUGGUUUGCAUUUGCUUAUACUGCAAGGUUGAGAGUAAUAAAUAUGUUAAGCAUAAUAAAGAAUUUUAUACAAAUGAAUUAAAUUUUAAAACUAUAUUUUCUUAAGCUGUAGGGCGAAAAACUUCGAUUAAGUAGCACCUCACAUUAUAAUCCUCAUACAUUAUCGUGAAUGUUUAAUUAAAAACAAAACAGAAUAUUCUUUGACAAAAAUAUGAAAACAUUAUAUAAAGCAAAAUAUAAAUUUUUAACACUUAUUUAAUCUAAUUAAAUCUACACUAAAAUCUAAAUUUUAGCACAAUUUUCAUUAUUUAAUAUACUUAUGCAAAUAAGAUAUUUUUCGACUAUACGAGGUACAACUGCAUUUUAAGUGCUACCUUUUGACCCCAGAAUUAAAACGUGUCAGCAAAAUUCUAAGCUAAAGACUUGAUAAAUCUAGAGCUAUUAUUGUGCCAUUAGAAGUAUUAUAUAAAAACUAAUCAUAUAAAUAUUAAUAUGUUACUAACAUUAUUACUAGAAAACUGUAUCUAAAAAUUAUAGCAAAUUGUAUUAAAAAAUACAAAGUUUUCUGAAAUAUAUAAAAAAAAUAAAUUGAAAUCUAUUUCACAAUAUUUACCAUUAUACUUCGUCCACAGAAAAUAAAUUUUACAGGUGCUACAUAUUACACACAUUUUGUCAUAUUCUCAUUUGUGAUGGAUAUUUUGAGCCUAAUCAAGCAUUUUUUAAAGUAUAGUAAAUUGUUUUUAGCGUGAUUCGAAAAUCAAAGUGAUUUUUCUUUUUUUUCAUUUUUGGCAAAUCUGGAAUUAGCAUUGUAUUUUUCUAAAAGUAGAAAUAAUGAAGCAUAAACACUCACACAGCUUACAUCAAAAAGUAUGUAAUAAUAUUUAGGAAGAAAUGUACAGCUUCAUAAAAUUUUAAUUUUGGAGAAUCUUGUGAAUUCUAAUUAAUAUGUCUAAUAACACAGUUCAUAAUACAUUUAAAAAUUUCAUUAGUUUAUUAAAAUGCCAUGAUGAACAAUAUUUUUUAACUUGUUCAUAACACUGAAGUUUUUAAUUAUAAAUGUAAGCAAUGGACAUUUGAUUAUGCUGAAAUAUAUUGCUUCCAAAAUAAAUAUUAAAUUUUAAAGUAAUCUUUUUAUCAGCAAAAUGUGGUUUAAAAAUAUUUCAGUAAAACAUAUAAUUAAUUAAUUUAAUGCAUUCUUUACAUACAAGCCAGUACAGCUAUUUAAAUGUAUAUAAAAGUGUUCUAAAAUGCUAUCUUAUUUUAAAUGCUGAAUGAACAUUUAUAAGCUUUAUGAUUAUGCAAGCUUCACCACAUCAGUAUUUCUAGUACUGGAGCUCCAUAGAUAUCCUAUCAGUGCCAGUUGUAGGACUGACAAGAAAUGAUGAAAGCCCAAUUGUUAAUGUUAAAAGUGUUCCCUUUGACAUGGCCAUCAGUGUUUAGUCUUUGGUGAAUGUCAUCACUAUAACCACCUAGAUUUUAUGUUCUCACACCUACAUACUGAGCCAUUAGAUAUAGCAGACAUAUUUAAGACUAAAAUGUAGCCCUACAAUUUACCUUUAAUUAGACAAAAUAAAAUUAAAUCUUCAAAUUGAAAUUAACACAAAUUUUUAAGAAUUUCAGAAAUCAAUUUAUAUGAUGAAUUUGAUAAAACGUCCAUAGAUAUGCAUAGAAUACUAAUAAACAUUUUACAAAUAAAAUUCCAGUGACUAUGCAUAUAUUAAAUAGAACAACUUCGUUAAAAAUUCUGAAUGAUAGAUGGAAAAGAAUGUUACAUAAAAUCACAGAUUUCUGAGUUUAUCUUGUAAAUUUUAGCUUUAAAUUUAAGACAAUAACACAGCUAUAUCUUCUUAAUUUGAAAAUAUAAGGAAAGUAUUUAAAAAGAGAAAACUAGGCAGAGAUUAAAAAAAAAAAAAAAAAAAAAAAAAAAAAACUAAAUAAAAAUGUGCAGGUUGCAGAAAAUAUGCCAAAUUUUAUCAUAAAGAAUAACAUAAUAAAUUCUUAAGAAUGCAGUUACAACAAUGUGUAAGAAUUUUACUGGAAGUUGAAAAUUUAAGGCUUGUUUUAAAUUUGAUCCACCUAAAAGUUUGCUCAAGUCUCUGUUAUGAUAUAAUUGCUUAACAAAGCACUGAUAUUUCAAUAAUAUAUAAACUUAAUCUAUUGUAAUACACAUAAAAGGGAAAAAACCCACAAAGGAUAACAUCUUCGUCUGUGAUUUCUACACUACAUUCCAAGAACGUAAAACAAAUUCCUAUUUGAGAUUCAAAAUACACCAAUAAAUAAUGAGAUACUGUGAAGUAAUAAUUGUCAUCUCUUAGCACGUCUAAUUAAUACAUCUGUGUUUUAGUAUAGAUUAAUCUAUGGCUCAGGCUGUAGAGUUUUGUGGUGGGUUGCAGGUAUGGACUCACAGAACAAAUUUCUUUGAUCAUUAGCUAGGUCAGGUAUAAAUAAUGCAACUCUAGUUAAAUGUUUGUAAAUUGAUUGUUAUCUGUACAUGUAUCUGAUGUAAUAUUGUAUAUUUCUUGUACAUACUUUAGAAUAGUAGCACACAAUAUUUGUGAUAUAGGAGAAACUGAUCAUAGUAUUACAUUGAAAAAAGGUAAAACUUGUAACUAGAUUUAUUUCUGAUAAUAACAAGAAAAAAUUGUGAAAUAUUUAAACAAAUACUACAAAUGUUGUAAGGGUAAAUUUGUAGAUAUCUGUUACUUGCUUAGAAACCCUUGUUUAGUCAAAACUAAGGUAGAUGGCAAAUGUCGCAGCAUAUUUAUUUAUUAUUUUUUUUGUUAUGAAAUAUUACCUAGAACUAUAUGUGUUGAGUAUUUUCUAAUAAAAAGGAAAAAAUAUAUAUACACCUAUAACAAUAUACAUUUCAAACAAGGGAUUCAGCUAAUAGAAAUUUUAUAUUGAUUGAAUGGGAUAGCAAUAAGCAGGAGUUUAUAAGAAUAAUUUAAAAUUCCAGAAACAUUUAAAAUAUGCUUUGUAUGGAGUGUAAAAUUUACACUUAUAAAAGUAUCCUGUAUCCAUGAAAGUCCUUAUACAGCUUUUAUUUCUGCAACUGUUGGUCAUAGACGUAUCCCUCUGCUUAUAAAAAUGUUCCAAGUGAUGCAACUAUUUAUAUUUUGGCAUCUUAAAGUUAAUAUAUAUAAAUUAAAAAAAAUAUGAAAUCAAACAUUUUAUAUGCUCACAUAGGAAACUUCUAUACUCAUUACAAAGAGUAAAAUAGUGAAAUUAUGCUUCUCGUAUCACGAAAAGGUGACCGCGCUAUUUCAUUUUAAAAUUGCACAUCAUAUUUAGGGUGACAGUGCAUAAAUUGAAGAGCAAAUACUUCCACCUAUACAUAACUAAAAAUAAAAGAUCAGUUUAGAAUAAGAUUUCUGAUGUUAAGAGAUUAAAUGACCAGCAUUUCUUUGCAUAUUGUGUAAGGUUUUGAUCGAUAGUGUUUCUUUCAUAAAAAGCGAUUUUGUUCAAAGAAUCUUUUAGAAUUAAUGCUUGCAAAAACACUGACAAGCUGAGUUUUGGCACAUAGCCAACUCAUACCAUUUAGAUAAAUUAGAAAUAAAAAAUAUUUCCAGUUCAGUUCUAAAGUAAUAACAUGAGAAUGCUAAUAAUGUAACAGCAAUUAGAAAUUUAAUAAAUUACUAGUGAAAAAUUUCUUUUAGCAUAUCAUUUGUAACAAAAUUAUAAAUAACAGAAUGUUCACACAAGCAAAUCACAAAAGAUUAUCAUUGAAUGACAUUUAAAAGGGGAAAAAAUCAACCUUGAAUAAUUCUAAUUUAUUUAUUAACUGACUCUUCAUAGCAAGCUGGUAAUGUCACAAAUAUCCCAAAUUUUGAAAUAAUUAUUUUGUUCAUUUUUUGUUAUAUGGAAGUCAAAUUUUUUUAUUUUGUUAUUUAUAAUGAGUACAUUUUCCCCCUAAAUAUAAGUAAGGAUAUAAGAAAACAAAUUUUCAAAAUUUCACAAAUCUUUUUUUUUUAAUUUAAAAUGCCAAACAUGAAUAUUUACACCAUUUAAAACAUUUUUUGCAACUGGAAAUUGAAAGGUUAUGUCCAUGAUCAAUGAUUACAAAAAUAAAGGCUGAGUGUGGAUUUUUGUAGACACAAUACAUAGAGAAAGGAUUACACAAAAAAAGUUUAAAGAUUCAGAUGAUACUUGCUAUACUUUUCUUUAACAUAACAAUAAUCUUUUAGACCUGAAUCUGGUUACAUGGGUUUUAAACAUAUGUUGAUAAGCAUAAUAAAUUUUAUGCUGGUCUCAAAUGAAAAUAAAAAAAGGGCUAUACAGCAUUUUUCUAUGCAAAAUUUGUUGUUAUCUAUGUAGCAUUACUACUAUGCAAAAUUUGAAGUAUGCUGUAAGUAUCAAAUAAAAAAUAUUUUAUAAAAAGAUAUAUAUACUUAUGAUUCUCUGACACUAUGAAUAUAUGAGAGUAUUUAAUACAUGAAUGUUGAAAUUUUUGUGUUCAACAAAGAAAUACGAAGCACAAUAUACCUAAAAUAUAUCCACAGAAUGGAUGAAAUGCUUACUCAGGAUGUUAUUUCGAACAAAGAAGCACAUAAAAUGAGCACACAUUUGCAUAUUCUCUUAAAAUAUUAAAACAGGUUGUAAUUUUUAAUGUUAGAGAAACAGCGCUUUUCUGAAUUAUGGAAGUAAGGUCACUUUGUGUUUGCAAAUACAAAAUGAUAAAUAGAAUGAAUAAAAAUAUAUUCAAAUAAUACAUGUUUUCAUUAUUUUCUGAUAUAUGUAUAUCUAUAUAAUGCAUAUAUAAAUGUUUAUGUUCUGUAUGUGUGUAAGUUUUUGUUCUGUAUGUGUACACACAAACAGGAUGUCUCAAAAUUAUUUAUACUACCUUAAAAACUUAUAUUCCAUGAAUAAUACAUACUGUCAUCACAUUUUUAAGCUAAGCAAAUUUUUUUGUAAUAAAUCAGAUUCAUGAGUAUGCAAAAUGAAUCUCAUAAUAAACGUCAUUGCUUUAGAGGCUUUGAGCAAAGAAUACUUUGAAUAUUUAAAAUGAAUUUGUUAUUGUGAAGCAUUUGUUCAUCACUUAGCUUAAAAAUGUGAUAAGUGAAAUUAAAUUCAUGAAAGAUAAAUUUUUAAUAUCUGCGUAUACACAAUUUUGAAUAUAUAUAUUUAUACGUACAAAAUAAAUGCUUAUUAGAUUUAGAAUUUAUUAAACCUUCAAUUAUUACUGCAAAUUACAUAUAUACCGCUUAAAGCGCAUUGAUGGUACAUUGUAUGAAAUAAAUUUACAUGCAAUAAUAAUUGAUGAAUUUUAAUAUUUUUCAAGAUUAUUUUGCACAUAUUCAGGUAUGUCUUAAUUGACUGUGUAUCAGCAUACAAUGUAUGUCAUAUUUUUUUUGGUAUAUCAAUAAGUUUUUCAUAGUUUCACUGGUUUGGUAAUUACAGCACAAAUGUAUGACAUAUUUUCAAAUUUUGAAUGAUGAUUUUUUUAAUGCAUAUAUGAUCAUGCACACACCUUACUCAGUUCUUACUAUAAUUAAAAACUAUGUGAUUUUUACCUGCAAUCCUGCCACAGUAAAAAGGCAGCUGCAACAGUUAUGUGUCUUACAGUUUAAAAACUAUAUUCACCUCAUUUAGUGUACUGCUCACUUUUCAUAACAUGUAAAAAUAGCAAAGUUAGCCAAAUGUAUAAACAAUCACUUAUUUAUAGUUUACGAAGGUUCAAUGGCUUCUUGUGUUUUAACUCUAUAAAUGUGAUGUUAAAUUUAAUUCUUAUUUCAUUUAAACUCUGAUGCAUGCAUCUUUCUGCUAAUAUUUUAACUGUUACUCAUUUAGAAGUAUUCUCAAUGAGAUUUUGCAUGCUAGAACUUGCGGAAGUUCCUGAAACAAUUUAUAAGAGCUGAAAGUUUAUGUUGACAGUAUGUAUUGGAUACAAACUGCAUGAUAAAAUCAUAGUGAUAAUGAAACUUUAAUGUUUGGAGAAUGGUUUUAUUAUUAAUAAAGAGUGUAAAAAAAGA
Messenger RNA from Stegodyphus dumicola, 8577 nucleotides. Its product is annotated as diacylglycerol kinase theta-like. Gene Ontology annotation, cellular component: membrane. Gene Ontology annotation, biological process: phospholipase C-activating G protein-coupled receptor signaling pathway. NCBI's taxonomy places the organism in Eukaryota, Metazoa, Arthropoda, Arachnida, Araneae, Eresidae. The record is from RefSeq and is a predicted model, not a curated record. Gene Ontology annotation, molecular function: nucleic acid binding; ATP-dependent diacylglycerol kinase activity.